This is a messenger RNA of Xenopus tropicalis (tropical clawed frog), 403 nucleotides long. RefSeq names its product coiled-coil domain-containing protein 77. The record is from RefSeq and is a predicted model, not a curated record. NCBI's taxonomy places the organism in Eukaryota, Metazoa, Chordata, Amphibia, Anura, Pipidae. The coding region runs from base 35 to 259 and encodes 74 amino acids. The transcript has 2 exons.
GUUCAGAUAACGGUGGCCAAGCCGGCUGCAAUUGAUGGCGCAGAGAUACGAGGCUCUGGAGAAAAGGCGCAACAUGGAGGUAGAGGGCUAUAAGACUGACAUCAAGCUGCUGAGACAGCGGUUUAAAGGAUGUAGAGAAGCAACUAUUCAAGGUGACGCUGAACAUCGGGCCAGACCAAGAUCUUGCUAUUCUGGAUGCAGUGCGGCAAGGCAACAAAAAGACACAAAAAUUUCAAGGGGAACUGAGCCUGGAGAAUGAACUGAGAAUCGGAUAGAGCACAAGGGAGACUGACGGAGCUGCCACACUAAACAAGGAGCCACAGAUAAAGGUCUACCCUGGCUCUACCUCUAGGAUUAUAUAGUGUGUUCGGCCCAGGAAGGAAGAAUAUUGGCGGCCAUACAC